AUGGCUAAUGAAGUAGUUCUAUUAGAUUUGAAGGUUAGUCCUUUUGCAGCAAGGGUCAGGAUAGCUUUGGAAGAGAAGGGAAUAAAAUAUGAAUCAAGGGAAGAGGACUUGAGCAACAAAAGCUCUGUUCUUCUCAAGAUGAACCCAGUUCAUCAGCAAAUCCCUGUCUUGAUCCAUAAUGGGAGACCCAUUUGUGAAUCAAUGAUCAUAGUUCAAUACAUUGAUGAGGUUUGGAACCAUAAAUCUCCAUUGUUGCCCUCGGAUCCUUACCGACGUGCACAUGCCAGGUUUUGGGCUGACUAUAUCGACAAGAAGAUUUAUCCUAUUGGACGGAAUCUAUGGGCAUCUAAAGGUGAAAUCAAAGAAUCAUCAAAGAAGGACUUGAUUGAGUGCUUCAAAAUUUUGGAAAGAGAACUUGGAGACAAGCCAUAUUUUGGGGGUGAGACCUUUGGCUAUGUAGACUUGGCCCUUGUUCCAUUCUACAGCUUCUUUUACACAUUUGAGACCCUAGGAAACUUGAGCAUGGUGGCCGAGUGUCCUAAGCUCGUGGAGUGGGGAGAAAAAUGCUUGGAAAAGGAGAGUGUAUCCAAUACUCUGAGUGACCAGCAAAAGGUUUAUGAAGCCAUUUUGCAGAUUAAAAAGGAGCUGGGGGUUGAAUAA
This is a messenger RNA of Dovyalis caffra, 660 nucleotides long. Lineage: Eukaryota; Viridiplantae; Streptophyta; Magnoliopsida; Malpighiales; Salicaceae. The record is from the annotation of a GenBank genome assembly.